GUAGUCCGAGCCAGCCAGGACCUACACUGUCGCGUGGCGGUGUCCUCGGUUGAUGUUGACGAUCUAAGACACUGCAGUGAAUGUGGUGCGCCUUGGCACAAAUAUUUCCAUAGCCACAUCUUGCCUACAGCUCGUGAUGUUUGAGACGGAUCAUGCAGCCUCGAAGUUACCAGUCCCACGGACGCUUUUGCCUACAGGCAGGCGGCGCAGGCGGCGCAGACUCGCAAGUGCAUCAGGCUGUAUUGGCCACCACACCUACUAUGCAGCAUGUCGGCAGAGCCUCAGGGCAUGUACCAGUGUUCGCGGCUGCUCGUGGCUAGCCGCGCACCUGGGCAUCGUGGACUAUCGUAGCACCGCCAGCCAUGCCUAGGUGUCCAGCGUUCCAACGUGUACACGGGACGCCUAAUAUGAAGAUUCAUGUUGACGCGGCAUGCGCCUUAGGCAGGGAGUU
This is a messenger RNA of Paraphaeosphaeria sporulosa, 451 nucleotides long. RefSeq lists its product as uncharacterized. Lineage: Eukaryota; Fungi; Ascomycota; Dothideomycetes; Pleosporales; Didymosphaeriaceae. The record is from RefSeq and is a predicted model, not a curated record. Bases 137 to 370 code for a protein of 77 amino acids. The transcript has 2 exons.